Messenger RNA from Megalopta genalis, 2667 nucleotides. Its product is annotated as paired mesoderm homeobox protein 2. The record is from RefSeq and is a predicted model, not a curated record. Lineage: Eukaryota; Metazoa; Arthropoda; Insecta; Hymenoptera; Halictidae. Gene Ontology annotation, biological process: regulation of transcription by RNA polymerase II. Gene Ontology annotation, molecular function: DNA-binding transcription factor activity, RNA polymerase II-specific; RNA polymerase II transcription regulatory region sequence-specific DNA binding.
GGAGAAACAAAUGAAGAGGCUGAGGAGGAGAUCUUCAAGUACGUUUCAACUUGGCCGAGUCAGUUGGCAUCCCGCCGCCCCGGCUAAUAUGAUGACUUUCGUUCGGACACGGUGCUCGCGGUGAUCUCGCCACGAAUGUGAUCGAUCGGUUGGUGAUUCCUUGUAAAAGCGACCCGCGCACGAGUGACGACCGAGAGCGACGGGGGUGUGUGUGGACGCGACGCCGGGAAGAGUGGGUGAUUAUCGUGCGAACUCUGGCAGACGAGGCGACGACAUCGAUCCCGAAAACGCCGUCCUUGCCGACCCGCGAUUUGCGGCCGCCGCGGCGAACCAGCCGACGAGAAACUUUCGCGGCCUCCGGGAAGAAGAAGGGAAGAAAGACGGCUCGGGAGGGAAGCAUGGCUUCGGGAUUGAUGCGCGAAUAGCACGCGAGAGAGACACUGAACUUCGGACUUCCGAAAACUCGGAUCAUCCGGCUGGUCGUUCGGCGACUCGAAGAAUUCCAAGGUCGCGAGCCGCCGUCGACAAAGCAACGCGAUUUUAACGCGGCGCCCGAAUAUCAAAUUCGACGGGAAUGCUGAUUACGAUAAUGCCGGCGGAGGGAUAGCGAUUAUCGGAAGUCGAGACGCGGCGGAACGGAGCGGCCGAGCAAGCGGCGAAACGAGGACGGCAAUAUUUUUGGAGGAGCGCGCUCAGCCGGCACGUGGCGCGGGCCCUUAAUUGCUCCGUCACGCUUCAGCUCGACGAUGCCUCGGUUCAUAUACUCCGAUGGAAAUUACGCGUGAAUGCGCGCCUCUCGCUCCCGUGCACCUCCAUCCCUCGUGAAUAAUCGUCGCGCCCUGACGAAUGUCCCGACGGGGUCGUCGCGUCUCCGCACACCGUCGCCGGUAGCUCGAAACGCGGCGGACGUCGUCCGCGUUGGACGCUCGCGGGCUCCUUGGAUCCUGGAAACGCGUCGGCGAAUCGAUUAGGCGAGCGACGCGGGACAAACGUUGAUCCACGGCGACGCGGAUCGAUCACUCCGCUUCGUCGGCGCGGCAAAAUGUUGUGCGCGAGUUCCGAACAGGAGGCAGGCAACGGCGUGAUAGUCUCGCAGGUCCCGAACAGCCACGCGCCGCAGGAUUUCACGGUCUCGCGGCUUCUGGCGACGUCGAAUCACUCGUUGGAGUGCAACGAGAGCGCCGCGACGGCCGCCGCGAACAGAAGGCCCCGGCGAAGCAGAACAACGUUCUCCGCGCAACAGUUAGCCGCCUUGGAGAGGGUCUUCGAGAGGACGCACUACCCGGACGCGUUCGUUCGCGAGGAACUGGCCACCAGGGUCUCCCUGUCGGAGGCGAGGGUCCAGGUAUGGUUUCAGAACAGACGCGCGAAAUUCCGGCGGAACGAGAGGAGCUCGGCGAUCAGUCGAGGCGUUUCGUCGACCAAGGAGAUGGAGGCCGCGUUGCCCCUGCGGCCGAUUAGGGUCGCGCACCCCCAGGAGAACAACCCGGAGACCCUGCAGACCGCUCAGAUGACCCAGUACCCGUACGGCGAGUACUGGAGGUCCUCGCAACACUAUGCCUCCAUGCAAGCGCCCUCGACCUGCCACGGGCUGAUCAACGGCAAUCUGGGGAACAUGAACAUCCCCUCUUAUCAUCAGACGGAGAUACACGGGGGGCUGGAAGGAUCCGCGAUGAACAGCCUGAACGCGCUCAGGUUCAGAACGCACCCUUACGGUGCCACGUACCCCGCCAUGCACGCGAGCAUGUGAGAGAAAGCGUUUAGGAUCGCGACGCCCGUUGCAACCCUUGUCGCACCUUCGCGAUUGGAAGGAGAUGCGGCGCAAGUUGCUUGGUUCUAUCUCUCGGGAACACGUGUACCGCAGGUCUACAACAGGUUUUCCAGUGAAACUUCACCGGAAUUUCGUGGAAUUUUUCGCGGGAAUAUUUAUCGACGAUCGAAGCGUCCGGGUGCGAAUAGAGAAGUGGAGAAAAUUGUGGCUUGCGUAGCUUCUUCGUCUCGCGACCGCGGAUCUAGCUAGAUCGAAUACCAAAGCUUUCAAUUCGACUGUGCGGAAGGAUGACGGAGCACGGAGGACCAAUCGAUCGCAAUUGCAUGCAACGUUAGUGUUUAAGCAUCGAAUACAGGGUAAAAAAAAAAGAGUAAUUCUAAAAAGAAAGAUUAUUUUGUAGAACUGAUAUAGAUUAAUAAAUGGUAGAAAUCGUAAAUAUAUAUUAUAUGUUAUCGAUACAAGAAGUAUGGAUAUACAGCAAAAAUGGUACUCUAACGCUACGGAAAUGAUUAAUAAUAACACGUUGUACACACGCUGACGUUAACGCUGAAUACGGCGGUAGUAGACAAAAGGAAUAUUACGUAUUGUAUAUGAAUAGAAAAAACGAAAUUACGGAAGAACGGGUCGUUUAUGCGUUGCGGCAAUUAACGUUGCAGUCGGAGAACUCUGCGUCCCCUUGUGGACAGCGUUUUAACAUUGGCACAUGAAAAUUAGAAUACCAAUUCUUUUUUUCUUUUGUUUUUUUCAGACGCAUUGGUCGGAUACGUGCGUCCGUGGCGACAUUAAACAAGCUACGAUAUCCCACGUAAAAAGGUUCCAAAAAUCUGUUCUUAUACGGUAUAUGUUAAUCGUCCGUCCAAAAGUUCUUAAAAUAUACAAAUACAUUUCUAGCAUUA